ACAAACGCGCAAGUAUGAGCAGCGAGACGGCGGUCGGGCCUGCCCGUGGCCCGAAAACCGCCGCGAAAAAACCGAUUGACGCCGAGCGUACGGGUAGGAUAAACGACGAAGACGACGUGGUACGCAUCGACUACGGUGAAGUGCUGUGAGUGAGGUGAAGUAUACGGCAAAAGGUGGUGCACACCUCAAAGGAUGUGCGUGUGGUGUGAGUGCGUGCUUUUCAAUGGGGUGCACCCAGAGCGGGCUUCUACGCAAGGGGGACAGGACGCUAGGGGGUACGGAGAACCCCCCGCAGCAGGUCCCCUUUUCUGGGCCGGACCUCAUCGGUUCGGAGCAUUUUUCUUCGGCCCUGCGAGACGGCAGUGCAGUGUCUGGCCGUGCAAAUGGUCGGGAUGGCCUGUCGGGCGAUAUCAACGUGCCGCUCUUUGACCUCACACCGGAAGACGGAAAGAAAGGAACGGUUGCGCUCAAGUUUGGCUCCAUGUAUCUAACUGUACCAACAGUCAGGGUUUUGUUCGUGUUUAUGAAGGAAGACAACCAGUACCAGGCGUUGAAGUGGUCUGCAGAGAAGAUGCACUACGAAUGCCAGCUGUCAACGUCAGCCGACGCGGCCGUCGAGAGCUACCUCAACAGCCAGCCGCACCUCGUCUUCAUCGAUGCUCGGAGUAGGAAUGCCAUCGACCCAGUCACAUUAUGCAGGACAAUUCGUGGUUUUAGGGGAAGCCAGUUUUCGUGUAUAGUAGCAGUUGUAAAGAAAGGGCUGGCAGAAAAGGAAGACGCUGCCAUUAUACCUCUACUUAAAUCAGGUUACAACAGAUGGUUCACAGAGUCGUCUUCCUACGGCGUGUGCCUGAACGAGAUGAUUCAAAUAGAACACAAUGACCUGAUCAGCCUCUGGAAGCUGAGGGCUUCUGAGGCCCUUUUCUCUGCACUGCACUUUUCACGAGACGGUGUAAUCGUCACAGGGCCUAACCAUGAGAUACAGUUUAUGAACCGGGCAGCUGAGAAACUGGUGGGCUACUCCGUGGAAGAGAUGUUGGGUGCUAACGCUCAGGAGCUCCAUCGUACAGACUCUCUCAAGGGAGAUGUCGUACAGACGAUCGCCGCGCAGAUCAAAAAGGGAAAGGAAUGGGAAGGCACGUUGUUCCACAAGAGGAAAUCCGGAGAGUGCAUCCCCAUGUGGAGCAAGAUCGCGCCUGUUGAGAUUCAUAGUGGUAUGUCUGACCACCUUGUAUAUAUCAAGGAGUGUCCCUUCUUUAUGGAGAAGCCUUUCUCCCCUGACGCAGAUUUGCAGCCAUAUUCGUAUAAUGCAAGUUGUAAGAGUUCUAGAAAGGCAUCUUGUGAUGUUCGGUCCUUGUGCAGUGAGGUUGGAAUGAACAGGAGGCAAUCAUUCGCCAAGUUCCAUGCCAUGACGAUAGAAGCUCCGAUCACCAAAGUGAUCAACAUGCUGGUGGCUACCCAGGACAACAGCCCGGCCGUGGUGGUGCAAGCCCUUGACCGUGUGCUGGAGAUCCUGCGUUCGACGGAGCUCUAUAACCCGCAGUUGGGCGUCGGCGGACAGGGCAGAUCAGAGGACCAGAUGACAUCCGACCUCGUCACAGGACUCAUUAACACCGGACAGAGACCUACUGGCGUUCGGAGGUUAUCCCACGAAAACGCUGUCAUGAAAGUGAACGUGACCACAAAUCAGCAGGCAGGUGGAUCGCUCCCGAGCCUUUCGACGGCACCGCCGAAGAUCAGAGAACUCCUCGAGAACGAUACCGUCUGGGAGUUCGAUAUAAUCGAGCUUGAAACCAUUUCGGGAAGAAGGCCCCUGAUUUGGCUGGGCCUUUCGCUCUUCUCCAAGAUGAAUGUGCAUACCAGUUUGAAUAUCGACGAUAGCACGAUCCGAAACUGGCUUCAAGUUGUCGAGGCUCACUACCUGGACAACCCCUAUCACAACUCCACGCAUGCAGGGGACGUGCUCCAAGCCACAGCCUACUUCCUUAUCAAGCUACGAAAGAAAGACAUAUUCGAUCCGCUGGACGAAGCCAUCUGCCUGAUAUCUGCAGUCGUGCAUGACAUUGACCACCCCGGAAAAUCCAGUCCGUUUCUUUGCAACUCUGACAAUGAGCUUGCUAUCCUCUACAAUGACAGGUCCGUUCUGGAAAGCCAUCACGCGGCGUUCGCAUUCAAGCUAACGCUGUCGGACGAGAAGGUGAACAUAUUCCAGAAUUUAGACCGUGACACGUACCGUACGGUACGCCUGUCGGUCAUCGACAUGGUGCUGGCCACAGAGAUGACCAAGCACUUCGAGCAUCUCUCCAAAUUCCUCAACGCCUUCCAGAAGCCCAUUCAAGGAGACGACGCCUUCGAUCCAGACUCAAUGGCCGACCAGGACCAGGCGAACUCUCUGCGCUCUCCGGAGAACAUAAUCCUCAUUAAGCGUAUGCUUAUCAAAUGCUCCGACGUGUCCAACCCCGCAAGGCCCAUCAACAUGUGCAUUCAGUGGGCACACAGGAUAGCCGAGGAAUACUGCGCCCAGACAGACGAAGAGAAGCGGCGUGGCCUGCCGGUAGUGAUGCCAGCCUUUGACAGGGCCACCUGCAAUACUCCCAAUUCACAGACAGGUUUUAUCACGUACUUCGUCAGGGACAUGUUCAGGGCCUGGUCCGACUUCGGCGAGUUUCCUGAGCUUAUGGAGUACAUAGAGAAGAACUUUAUUUAUUGGAAGGACAAAGAGACGAACAGAGCCAAUUGAACCACCGAGCCCACACCCUGAAGCACCCUCCAUUCCAACCAUGCUCACCGGGAAAAGCGUCCAAACCCUCUUCCUUUUCGUGCGUGCGUGCGUGCGUGUGUGAGAAAACUUAAGUGAAGGCUCGAGUCGGCCAACCCUGUGUACUCUCCUGCCGCCUAUACCAGUGACGUAUGGCAAUCCACGUGACCUCAUCAGUCAGGAACCGAGUAUUUUAGAUGUACAAAAACAAAAGGGCUACCUUUUCUGCCGGAAUGAAAAGGACAGUGAAUAUACAUAUCGUUUCUUAUGCACAAA
This is a messenger RNA of Ornithodoros turicata, 3034 nucleotides long. RefSeq names its product high affinity cAMP-specific and IBMX-insensitive 3',5'-cyclic phosphodiesterase 8B-like (gene Pde8). Gene Ontology annotation, molecular function: 3',5'-cyclic-nucleotide phosphodiesterase activity. The record is from RefSeq and is a predicted model, not a curated record. NCBI's taxonomy places the organism in Eukaryota, Metazoa, Arthropoda, Arachnida, Ixodida, Argasidae. The transcript is spliced from 20 exons. Gene Ontology annotation, biological process: positive regulation of ERK1 and ERK2 cascade; signal transduction. The coding region runs from base 224 to 2740 and encodes 838 amino acids.